GAGGACAGAAGACACAGAAGACACAUCAGUCAUGGACUACGCCGCCUCGGAGAGCCACUGCUCGGAGCUUGUGGCCAGAGAGAGGAGCGGACAUACCGCUGUGGUGGAGGACAACCUGCUGUAUGUGUGGGGAGGAUAUGUGUCAGUUGCUGAUAACGAAGUUUUCCUAUCCAACAAUCAAAUCUGGGUGUAUGACCUACAGCAGGGUGUAUGGGAAGUGUUUCACAUGACUGGAGAAGUUCCUCCCCCAAUGUCUGGGUCCUGCGGCUGCUCUCUGAAUGGACACUUGUACAUAUUUGGAGGUUGUGAUGUCAACGGACAGACCAAUCAGAUUUACUGUGUCAACCUGACAGACGGUAACUACACGUGGAGGAAGAUCAUACCUGAGAGAGGCUGUGCUCCCUCACCUCGAGACAAAGUGUCCUGCUGGAUUCACGAAGGACGGUUAAUCUACUUUGGAGGGUAUGGUCACAAACUACUGGCUGAUAUCGACCACAGGAACAGAAGCUUUAUUGUAGAUGAAGCAGCAUGGGUGGAGGACGUUUAUUGGGGAUGGAACAACGAGGUUCACAUAUUUGACCCCGUGCAAGCCAGUUGGAGUGAACCACAAACUCAUGGACAUUCUCCGGCCCCUAGGGCCGCUCACGCCAGCGCCACCACUGGUUGCAGAGGAUACAUCUUUGGAGGCAGAGUCAUGGAAACAAGGAAAAGUGACAUUCACUGUCUGAAUUUAGAAACAUGGACCUGGUCAGAAAUAGUCCCUGUGUCGUCGUCUCCAGUGGGCAGAUCGUGGCACUCACUCACAGCUGUUUCAGACAGGACCUUGUUCCUGUUUGGAGGUCUCAGUUCAGACUGCAAACCAAUGAGUGACGGGUGGCUGUUUGAUGUCGAAGCAAAGAAGUGGACAGAAAUUGAACAUCCUCACGAAAAUAAACCAAGGUUGUGGCACACGGCGUGUCUCGGGAAAGACUCUGACGUUGUUGUGUUUGGUGGAAGUUGUGACUACAUCCUUCUUGUCGACACAGGUCACUGCAAUGAUGCACUCGUUUUUCAGAUGCAACCAUAUCCCUUGUUCAGGAUUUGUGAAGAUUUCAUUGCAAAGAACGCGAGGAACAAUGAGUUGCUCCGAAACCAGCUUCCCCUGCUGCCGCCCCAACUACUCACAGCUGUACAGAGGAGGAUGGCUUUCUACAGACCUUCCAAGAAGCAAACAUAAUCACGAAAUGCCUAGAACAUUUUCAUAUCAUGGCUUUUUUUUAUUAUUAUUUUAAAGAAGUAACAAACAACUUGGAAAAGGACACAUAGCUGGUGUGUCCUUUAAUUUUUAGUUGAAUGCUAUUUUCCUGCAGUGUUUUGAAUACAGAACGAUAUACAGGUCCUUUGUAUCUUAAAAUGAUUUGCCAUGUUAUCGACAAAAACCCUGUCCGGCAAAGCUCAAAGAGCAUCAAAGGAAAAUGGUAUUGUUUUAUAAGUUAAAGAGAAAAAAAAGGUGUCUAUUCCCAUCUUUAUCUGAGGACUGUGCUCUCUGCAAUGCCUUACUCACACUGUAGGGUUGCAUUUUUAUUUAAACAAAAGUUUUUGUUACGGUUUACUGUGACGAUUAAAUCACACAGUUAAAAAAAGAAGUAAUCUCCUGUGGUGGAUUAUUGAACAGCUCACACAUGCAGACCAACAUUUAAACCCCCUGCUGUGUUGCCAAUUUUUAUAUGUAACGUAAAACAAAGAUACCAGAAAUCUUAAGGAAGUGCAACUUCUCUUAAAGCUGCAGAGCUUUUACUGUAAGUUACAGUAGAUUUUGUUGCCGUUAUCUUAUUCCAUUUUUAAUUUAAGGACUGCUCUCUUUUAUUUAAGUAUUAUUAUGGUGCUAUAUGAUACGGAUGACUGUGUUUAUGGGAUGUCUGUAAUGAUUAAAAGACACAGUGACAAGUC
Molecule: messenger RNA, 1929 nt
Organism: Solea senegalensis (Senegalese sole)
Lineage: Eukaryota; Metazoa; Chordata; Actinopteri; Pleuronectiformes; Soleidae
Product: kelch domain-containing protein 1
Exons: 13
Coding region: 32-1216 (394 amino acids)
Molecular function (GO): protein binding
Source: RefSeq, a predicted model, not a curated record